Messenger RNA from Laccaria bicolor S238N-H82, 2424 nucleotides. RefSeq lists its product as uncharacterized. The coding region runs from base 1 to 2424 and encodes 807 amino acids. Lineage: Eukaryota; Fungi; Basidiomycota; Agaricomycetes; Agaricales; Hydnangiaceae. The transcript has 8 exons. The record is from RefSeq and is a predicted model, not a curated record.
AUGUCCAUGGAACAACAAAUUGGCUGUGGUCUCAGCCAAGAUUCAUUCCAUGGAUUCCACAUGGAAUUGGUGAUGGAUUCCAUAUGGAUUAACCCAGGGAAGGGUAUGACAGAUGACGAGGUGAAGGACAAAGGCAAGGGAAGAGACAUGGCGAAUAUUGGAGAAGUGAGUGGGAGUGGGAGUGAGAGUGGUGAUCAGGAUGAGCUAAAGGGUCAGGAUGAUGGCGAAGAUGAGGGUGAAGAAGAUGGCGAAGAUGAGGGUGAAGAUGAGGGUGGCGAAGAUGGUGAAGAGGAGGGUGAGGAUGAGGGUGAAGAGGAGGGUGGAGAUGAUGAUGAAGUUGAGGGGGAGAAGGACAAGGAGUCAGGUGACGAUGUGGAAAAAGUUGAGGAGGAUGCAGGCAAAGUCAAAGAUGCAGGUGUUGAUCAAGAUGUUGAGAUGGUGGACGUCAACAAGGUUGGAACUGUGGCAAAGACAACUGUCUCUGUUGCAACUGCUGCAAUGGUAAACACCAUUGAAGUAACUACUUUAGAGGAAAUGGCUGUUACUCUUGAUGACCUUCAAGGUGCUAGCAAGACAAUUGGUGGAUUUGCACGUGGCAAUGCUGUUGGAAAUACCUAUGGCUUUGGUGAUGAACCCUUGGUCGAUCUGUCUGCAUUACAACAGAAAGGCAAGAUCAUGGUUUAUAUUUUGAGCAGUGACCCAUCUACUAUUGUGCCUACUGAAACCCCUCCAUCCUUUCAAAAAAUGCUGGCGAUCUGUCAUAUGUCUAAACCUCUCUUCAAUGCUCUUGGAAAAAAGUGGCCUACCAUCAAGAAUCCUGAAUACACCAUUUUUGUUCAUGACAUUGUCUGGACUCUUUUGGGCUCUUUUGAAGAGAUUACAUCAGUUGAGGGAGAUGAAGAGAUCACUUGGCACACAGAAAACAACAAGCCAAUCCUUCAGAUUCUUUUGAGCAACUUCACUUUACCAAGUCUCUCAUCUACUAUCGUUGUUGCCUCAGCUGCUAGUCCUGGUCUUCCUGUUGCUGCUGCUGCUACUACUAGCCAACUUGUUCCGGUCAUGGCUGGCCCGCCUCAGGGUGUUCGGGUUCACUUUACCCAAGAGCAGACUAUAAUGGCUGAUGCUCUUGAGAUUCCAGUGGCUUUGCGUCGUGCUGGUAAUGCACUUAAACUUCAGGAACAUUACACUCGCUAUCUUGCUCUUCUUGAGGCUGAGAAGAAAUUCAAGAAGAUGCAGAAGGAUGGAACUUGGCCUGCAGAGCUUAGACUGCCUGUCGGUAGAGAGAUUCCAAACCUCUUCAUCGGCAAAUCGACCUGGCAUGAUUAUUGGACCAAGAUUUUUCCUCACAUUGCAGAGUAUCCAGAAAUGGUAAAAUGGUUGAGUAAUGAUGAGGACAGUAUGGAGACUGAAGAGUUGUUUGGGGUGAAGAUGAAGGCGUAUCAUUUUGCAGAGUUGCUUGCAUGGGUGCAGAAUGGGGGAUCAUUGAUCAAGCCGAAGAAAGGUGCAGCAAAGGAGGCAUCUGCAGGCACAUCGAAGAAAUCGUCUACCUCGAAGAAGCCUGCCGGAUCUGCUAAGAAGGUGGCCACUUCCAAGAGUGGAAGUUCCAAGCGCAAGUAUUCUCAGUUAUCUCUGCUUUUGUGGAUGGCAUUCUUGAUUCCACAUGCCUUAGCAAGCCCACAGUCUGCUCCUUUCCCAGACAUAGGCUUUCAAGACUUUAGUGAAUUCAUUAUCAACAACUUUGGAGAUAAAAUAUCUCUGCCAACAGUUAUGAUGAUGUUGCUGUCAAUGACCAACAAUACAGAGCUUCUCUCUCUUCAUUUCAAACAAAGUCCUGGAUCUAAUGCAACAUCAUGGAUUAAAUGUCUAGCACGUGCAAUUAUUGAACAACUUGGCGACAAUGAUGCAGACACUCUAUUCUCAGAAAAUGAGCUAUCCAUGUUUAAAAAUGCAACUGCCAGAGAGAAUAAUGUUUCAUCAUUGGCUGUGAAACUUGUUGAAUUCUCACAUUUAUUGGGCCUUUACCCAUAUAACAAUAAACAAAAAUUCACUGAUCAUGAAUGUACAGCUUUGACAGCAGAUACUGAAGUUAUGCAACUAUAUCUGAACUCUGCAUUGUAUAUUAAAGUUGGCCAGAAGCUUUGGGUUGACUGCAAGUUUUCAACUUCAGUGAUAAAUGGAACAUAUCACCUUCAUGCAUCUACAUGUGGCUGGGCAAAUUAUUUCAAUGACACUUAUGGCAAUGACUGUAUCACACUGUCUUGCCGCCAGGUGUGGGCUGCUUUCAUGCAGGAAUCUAUCCGGCAAGCAUCUGAAAUAUCAGGGGUUAAUUUUGUCACUCGAGAUGUAUCAUCAAUAGAGGAAGUAACAGAAGAAGCUUUUGCAGCUUUUGGUUUAAUUCAACCAGCUAAAGGUCACAUGUGCUGA